Molecule: messenger RNA, 3918 nt
Organism: Aspergillus oryzae RIB40
Lineage: Eukaryota; Fungi; Ascomycota; Eurotiomycetes; Eurotiales; Aspergillaceae
Product: CLH domain-containing protein
Exons: 5
Coding region: 1-3918 (1305 amino acids)
Biological process (GO): vesicle-mediated transport; macroautophagy; protein targeting to vacuole
Cellular component (GO): late endosome; HOPS complex
Molecular function (GO): protein binding
Source: RefSeq, a predicted model, not a curated record
AUGGACGCGCCUGGCGCGACUGAGGCGACGGAUGAUAUCCGUCAGGAUGGCUCCGACUUGGAGGUAUCGGCCGGACAGAACGUUCACAAGUCCAGUACCCACCCCAAUCACCCAGAUCGAUUGGCAGGAAAUGAGCACGAGCACGAGCACAACGAGGACGAGGGCCAAGAUGACAAUGAGCAUGAGGAUAAUAGUGAAGAGGAAGAGGAAAUAGAGGACGAGGAGGAGGAAGAGGAGCCACACCUGAAAUAUGCGUACUUGACGAAGCAUUUGGGAGCGGUGUACCGCAACGGAGAUGCAACGAGCUCUUUCCUCGCUGCUGGAGACAAGCUGAUAAUUGGAACGCAUAACGGUAAUAUUCAUGCGUUGUCACUACCUCUGUUCCAAUCUCUCCGUGUGUACCAUGCACACUCUGCUAGCGUCACUUCUAUAUCGGUCUCGCCAUUCCCUCCACCGUUACCGAACAUUAAACCCGACAGCAUUAGGCUUCAUGAAGCACAGGACCACAACUCCAGACCAUCAUCCGGCGCUUCCAGCCUUCGGGGCAGGCCAAGGCCGAACACACACCCAGCGCUAUCCUCUACACCCUCAAACUCGAUAUAUAUAGCGACGUCUUCCAUAGAUGGUAAUGUGUGUGUUGCGUCUCUUGUGGAUCCCAAAGACGUUCUCUUGCGCAACUUUGGCCGGCCUGUACAAGCUGUCGCACUAUCACCAGAGUACAAAAGUGACAGAACAUUCUUAUCCGGUGGCCGGGCAGGUGACCUGAUUCUUACUACUGGUGGCCGAGUGGGGGCAAGUACGAAUUCGACAACGAUGGGGGGUGCUGCAGCUGCAGCUACGAGCUGGCUUGGCUCUAUUGGCCUUGGGAGCAACACCGGCAAGGAUACCAUAUUACAUAGUGGCGAAGGAGCUAUUAGCACGAUAAAAUGGUCAUUGUCUGGGAAAUUCGUCGUCUGGGUCAAUGAAGAAGGAAUCAAAAUCAUGCGAUCAAACCUUCACUUAGAUUCAUCUGACUCAGAAUAUGCCUGGAAACGCAUCAGUCACAUUGACCGCCCCAACCGUCCUGGAUGGGAAGAGAUGUCUAGUGUUUGGAAGGCUCGCGCUGAAUGGGUUGACGACGCCGCGCUUGAUAGCGAGGAGACGCCGAAGCACAAAGGCGAGACAUCUCUCCACGACCACACAACCGUUACACCCACCAAAGAAAGGGUAGAGAAGCUAGUAGUGGGCUGGGGUGGUACGGUCUGGGUAAUUGAAGUUUAUCCUGACCGGCCGAGCAAGAACAACAGAGACCAAAGGAUUGGAUCUGUAGAGGUCUCUACAAUACUGCGGACCGACUGUGUUAUAUCUGGAAUCUCAUUAUAUACUCCCAGCCUUUUGGUAGUUCUCGCCUACAUCGAAGCUGAAGGGGAUGCUUCAGGGGACGAACGGUCCAAACAUGGAGUCCUCCAUCCCAGAGGACGUCAUCGGCCAAGAGGGUUAGAGCCUGAGCUUCGGAUAAUUGAUAUUGAAACCAAAGAAGAGCUCAGUGCAGAUACCCUUUCAGUCAGCCGCUAUGAGAAUCUUACUUCUUCCGACUAUCAUAUGUGUGUUUUACCGCCCUGGAAGACAACUGUAUCCGUUUCCCAGAAAGGUACAUUGGAAGCUCUCGGGAGUGGCAUCUGGGAUGCAACGAUGUAUCCUGCACGCUUGUUCAGUUCGGGUGCCAGUAUUCGCAGUUCGACUAGCAGCGGCGACAAAGGUUCUAGUAGAGCACCCAGUACUUAUGCCUCCCGACGGGUACCUGUAGAGGAGCCCUUAUCUAAAGAGAUACAAGAUAUCUCAGGGAAUGUGGGGACCAAGAUCUUCAUACAUAGUCCGUAUGAUUGUGUUGUUGCACUGAAGAGAGAUCUCGCAGAUCGCCUGUCUUGGCUGGAUGCACACGAGAAAUACGAGGAAGCAUGGAAGCUCAUCGAUGAGCAUCCCGAGGCAGCCGGAUCUGCAAGUGAACAGAGCGAUGCCAUGUUUGCUCCUUUGGCAAGAGCUCCAACUACCCUUGGCGAAUUCUUAGCUGAUGAUAGGUCUUCCACGACAACCACCGGCCGAGGAAUCAUUUCUGUUGCCGAGCAAGAAAAGCGCCGUAUUGGUGAGCUAUGGAUACAGCAGUUAGUUGAGGCGGAUAACUGGAAGGAGGCGGCUGAGGUUUGUGUGAAAGCACUUCAUACUGCGCCACGUUGGGAACAUUGGGCUUGGACUUUCAUCAAGCGCGACAAGCUGGAUGAAAUAUCACCUGCCAUUCCAACCGAUAUGCACCCACCCCUAUCUUCAGCAAUCUAUGAAACCAUCCUUGGCCAUUAUGCCACUCAAGACAGACAUAGGUUUAGUGAGCUUAUAGACUCCUGGCCGUUCGACCUAUUUGAUGUUGCCGGAAUCAUAUCGGUCAUUAAAGAGCAACUUGGAUCAGGAUCUAUCAUACCCGAUUCGGAUGAGUGGCGCAUCUUGAUGAAUAGUCUUGCUAAGCUGUAUCUAGCCGGUGGUCACUAUGGUGAAGCGUUACGUUGUUAUGUCCGACUCCAAGAUGCGGAUACGGCUAUGGCUUUGACAAGAGAGCAUCGUUUACUGGAUGCAGUCUCCGACGAUAUUCCAGCGUUCAUCAUGAUCCGUGUGUCCAAGGAGCAGCUCAAAUCGGCACCCAAAUCCGAGCUGGAGGAGCUCACAGCAGAGCCUAUCAAGCUCCUCGUGAGCGAAGCAUAUACAGGAAUUGUCCGUCCAGAGACCGUUGUCAACCAGCUGAAAGCAGCGAACCGGCUUUUAUUCCUCUAUUUCUAUCUGCGGGCUCUUUGGCGAGGAGAGUCUCUACCACAUGGCGCUACUAAACCCCGAAGGGGCCACUUCGCUCACAUCCGGGACGCCGCGAGCAAAUUGGCAGCCGACGAAGGGAAAGCACUAGUUGACACUUUCGCCGACACAGCAGUGGAGCUUUUCGCAAACUACGACCGUGCAUUGUUGAUGGAGUUUUUGCAAACUAGCACCGCUUACACAUUCGACUUGGCAGUCACCAUAUGCGAAGGCCGUCGCUUUACACACGAGCUCAUCUACCUCCUAUCAAAGAUGGGUCAAACAAAACGAGCCCUGAACCUCAUCCUCUCCGAAUUAAAGGAUGUAUCACAAGCCAUCUCAUUCGCCAAGUCCCAAGGCGAACCCGACCUCUGGGAGGACCUCCUCGACUACUCGAUGGACAAGCCACGUUUCAUCCACGGUCUCCUCGUGGAGGCUGGUACAGCCAUCGACCCAAUCAAGCUCGUCCGACGGAUCCCUAGCGGACUAGAAAUCGAAGGUCUGCGCGAGGGCCUGUCGCACUUGAUCCGAGAACACGAUCUCCAGGCAAGUAUCAGCCAAGGCGCCGCCAAAGUCCUCCAAAGCGAGGUCGCAGUGGGCAUGGACACGUUACGUCGAGGUCAGCGACGAGGCAUCAAGUUCAAUGUUAUUGAAGAAGAAAAGCGUCCAGCAUCAUCAGCAGCUACGCUGUCCGGAGUAACCGAGAAAGACGAAGUGAAGAGUGACGCCGGCACUGAGAAGACCUCCGUACCAGCACAUACUCCGACGCAAGUCGGGAGAUGUGCAGGUUGUCAACUUCCUUUCCAUGCCAAUGAGAAAGAGAUUCUUGUUGGGUUCGCCUGCGGACACAUCUUCCAUCUUUCCCACAUUCAUGCAUCUGAACCCUCCGAUGAUACCACGCCGGACAGUCGUUCAGCUACACAAACUCCAAAGUCGUUCCGGCAACCGCGUACACCGACACUGGACGAGCCCUCGAUGUCCACAUCCCGGACGGUUGGCCCCAAGGUCACCACUGCCCGGCUUCUCCGGGACCGAAUUGGCGAUGGAUGCCGGAUUUGUGCUCUUGCGAAGGAGAUUGAAGCGAUCGGGGAAACUGAUACUUAA